UACUGCGCAUGCGCGAAAUAUUUCUCCGCGAGUUUAUUCUUUUCGCGGACAAACGUAACCUAUAACAUAAAUUCUUUACAAGCAAACAAUUGUGUAAGAAAAAUACAAACGCGAUCGUUAAUUCGACUGUCUACCAAGGAGAAACCAGGUCGCGAGAAAGCUCGAGAAGAUGGGCGAACGCUAUAAUAUUCACAGUCAAUUGGAGCAUCUGCAGUCAAAGUAUAUCGGCACAGGACACGCGGAUACGACCAAGUUCGAAUGGCUGGUGAAUCAGCACCGGGAUUCUUGCAGUUCGUACAUGGGUCAUUACGAUCUACUCAACUUCUUCGCGAUCGCCGAGAACGAAGCCAAGGCGCGAGUUAGAUUCAAUCUUAUGGAGAAGAUGCUGCAACCUUGCGGACCGCCACCCGAGAAGCCAGAGGACUAAAUCGUGUGUCCCUUUCUCGUGUUUUUUUCCUCGAGUGAUUAAAAAAAAAAAA
Messenger RNA from Formica exsecta, 479 nucleotides. It is a transcript of the gene Sf3b5, whose product is annotated as splicing factor 3B subunit 5. Gene Ontology annotation, cellular component: precatalytic spliceosome; U2 snRNP. The transcript has a single exon. The record is from RefSeq and is a predicted model, not a curated record. Bases 170 to 427 code for a protein of 85 amino acids. Lineage: Eukaryota; Metazoa; Arthropoda; Insecta; Hymenoptera; Formicidae. Gene Ontology annotation, biological process: mRNA splicing, via spliceosome.